Schizosaccharomyces japonicus yFS275 is the source of this 713-nucleotide messenger RNA. RefSeq names its product ribosomal protein subunit L23. The transcript has a single exon. Gene Ontology annotation, cellular component: ribosome. The record is from RefSeq and is a predicted model, not a curated record. Bases 113 to 607 code for a protein of 164 amino acids. Gene Ontology annotation, biological process: translation. Gene Ontology annotation, molecular function: structural constituent of ribosome. NCBI's taxonomy places the organism in Eukaryota, Fungi, Ascomycota, Schizosaccharomycetes, Schizosaccharomycetales, Schizosaccharomycetaceae.
GUCAACACCAAAAAGUCAACACCAAACGUUAGUUAGCUGGUCGCCAAACAUUAGGCAAAAUGAAGUGAAGUGCAAUAUUACUUGACAACAUUUUUGUUAUUUGUUAUAAAAAAUGAACACAAUUCCCUGGCGACAAGGAACUAAGCUGGUUUACCUACCAAAUCUUAUUUUCACACUUUACAAACGAAGUAAUCUUCCUCCAAAUUUCGCGGCAUUUAAGGUCCCGCUGCAUGUUAAUAAAUUCGAUGUCCGGGAUUAUUUAUUACAUGUUUAUAAUUUAAAAGUUUUAUCCGUCCGUUCAAUGAUUUUUGCGAGAAAACUAUACCGUAACCGAAUGGGUCAGGUAAAACGACCCAAGUCUAUUAAAAAAGUAAUAGUAGAAAUGGAAGAACCAUUUGUUUUUCCGGAACCACCAGAAGACUUGAGUCCAUGGCAGAUGGGUCAAUUACUUCCAGAUGGAACAAGCGUUCGAAGAGUGAGUCAAUUCUCUAAUGUUUACGAACCCUUUCAUGUUCAUCGCGUGAACGCAGAACUUGGGAAAACACACUUGCCCGAAGUCAUCCAAGGCCAGUCGCUGGUAAAAGCAAUGCUGAAAAAACUGAAGUAGAAUAUCGAACAGUUAUGUUCCCAUGAAAAUAAUUACAAUUGUUUAUGAUGAAUGACUCUAUUAUAGUUUUCUUACCUAUAAAUAUUAUAACUACAUUAAAUCCGAA